AUGAGGCGUCGACGAGGCAUAGACGCCAUCUUCGAGCUGUGCUUGUUUUUUGCUCUGCCAUCUUGCUUUCAUGACCUUAUCCACGGUUGGGAUUUCCUAUCACGUCAUGAAGCUAUCAUCGAUACGACUAUCACUCAUACUAUUGACACCGGCUCACAUUCGCCUCUGCGACAGCGUCCUUACCGCGUUUCCACCGAAGAGCGCCGCGUCAUUACGGAGCAAGUAGACGACAUGCUUGGCUGUGUGUAUGGUCCGGGCAAGACAGUGUCUCUGUUUGGACCUGGUGCCUUGCUCGUCUAG
Rhipicephalus microplus (southern cattle tick) is the source of this 300-nucleotide messenger RNA. RefSeq lists its product as uncharacterized. Lineage: Eukaryota; Metazoa; Arthropoda; Arachnida; Ixodida; Ixodidae. The record is from RefSeq and is a predicted model, not a curated record.